Messenger RNA from Frieseomelitta varia, 798 nucleotides. Its product is annotated as protein POLR1D-like. The transcript is spliced from 2 exons. The record is from RefSeq and is a predicted model, not a curated record. Bases 178 to 408 code for a protein of 76 amino acids. NCBI's taxonomy places the organism in Eukaryota, Metazoa, Arthropoda, Insecta, Hymenoptera, Apidae.
AAUAAUUUACAUGAUAAUCAUUUACUCAUACUUCGUAUACAGCAGAUAAUUAUACAAAAUCUGUCAUUAGUUUAUCAUUGAGGAAUAAUUUCAUUCGACUUAUAAAGAACAUAAAUUAGUGAAAAAGUUUUAAUGUUUUAAGUGGGAAAGUAAAAAGAAUUGAUAUAUAUUGUUAAAAUGGACGAUGAAACAUUAAACAAACUUGCAGUUGAGGCAUUAUUAGAAGAAGCAAAGCUUGGAGCAAAAAGAGCAGAAAUAAUGGGUCCUAGUGGAUGGAUAAAACCAAAAGAAUCUAUUAAUAAAAGAUUUCUUCACUCCACAUUACGUAAUGUUGUUCUUUCAAAUAAGUAUCAAUUAAAGAGAAAAAGUGACAAACAACUGCGUAUGUCUGAGAAUACAUUGAAGUAAUUUCUUUCUUUUGUUAUUUGUAUGUUAAAUUGCUUGCAACAGUUUUUGUUUUGCUUCUGUUAAUUCAGAAUUACAUUAUUCUAACAGCAUUGAAACCUACAUUAUUUAGCAUCUAUUGCAAGUUUCAUUGAACUAAAUAAAUUUAGAAGAAAAUAAAAAGAACAAACGAUAUUUAUUUAAUUAAGUAAUCUGAAAAAGGAUUACCAAGGUAUUUAAAUUGAUGUACAUCUAGAGAUGCUGCAAUGAAACUGUAAUGAAUGUAAAAUUUAAGAAAUACGAAUAACUGACAAAUAAUUUUAAGCAUAUUAGUAUUACGUGAUGUAGCAUGUGAUAUAAUACAUUGUACAAUACAAAGUAAUAAUAAGAAUUGAAUAAAUAAAUUACAACUUA